Lampris incognitus (smalleye Pacific opah) is the source of this 5460-nucleotide messenger RNA. It is a transcript of the gene slc37a3, whose product is annotated as solute carrier family 37 member 3. Gene Ontology annotation, molecular function: transmembrane transporter activity. Gene Ontology annotation, biological process: transmembrane transport. Bases 214 to 1722 code for a protein of 502 amino acids. NCBI's taxonomy places the organism in Eukaryota, Metazoa, Chordata, Actinopteri, Lampriformes, Lampridae. The record is from RefSeq and is a predicted model, not a curated record. Gene Ontology annotation, cellular component: endoplasmic reticulum membrane. The transcript has 14 exons.
GAUGGUGGCUACACUGGGCACAAGCUAGCCUAUAUUUGGAAGAAAGGCAAAGAUUUGUUGUCGCUGUAGGCCAGUGUUUGUCUCAGCUGGCAUAGUGGAUAAACUUAGGUGAGCCCCAUCCCACUUCCGUGGCCGUCUCCUGAAGACCUACACCAGCAUCACCUCCUCCUCCUCAUCCUCCAACUCCUCUUCCUCCUUCCAGCCACCCCUGUGAUGCCUCCCUCGUGCUGUGGCUGCCUGUCACAGUACACCCAUCAUCACCUGGUUGUCUUCCUCCUUACCUUCUUUAGCUAUGUACUACUGCAUUCAUCCAGGAAGACGUUCAGCAACGUGAAAGUGAGCAUCUCCGCUCAGUGGACACCAUCCGUCCGGAAUGACAGUGCCCCGGCCUUCUCUCCUGGCGCGACUUGGGAGGACAACCAUCUGUUUGCAAAUGAAGAGGAGGCCACUCUGUUCUUGGGAGCUCUGGACACCAUCUUCCUCUUCUCGUAUGCUGUGGGUCUGUAUGUGAGUGGUGUGAUUGGAGACAGGCUGAACCUGCGCUAUGUCCUGUGCUUUGGUCUGUGUGGCUCUGCGGCAGUGGAAUUUGCCUUUGGCACCCUGACUGAAUGGUUUAAUUUCUAUAACGUCUACCUGUACUGUGGUCUGUGGGUGCUGAAUGGCCUGCUGCAGUCAACCGUGUGGCCCUGUGUGGUAGCUGUAAUGGGCAACUGGUUUGGCAAAUCAGGACGAGGCCUUGUGUUUGGCCUGUGGAGUGCCUGCGCCUCUGUAGGCAACAUACUGGGUGCCUUCCUGGCUUCCAGCGUGCUCAAGUACGGAUACGAGUAUGCCUUCCUGGUGACCUCCGUAGUGCAGUUUGCUGGUGGGGUCGUAGUGUUCUUUGGCCUGCUCACGUCCCCUAAAGAAGUCGGCCUGAGUUUGGAGUCAACCAUUCUCAGGCCAAUGGAGACGGACACAGACAGCCACAGGCCCCUCAUGAGUGAUGAAGAGGAAGAGGAGGAGGACGUGGGAGUUUGCGACGGAGGUUAUUACUCGGUUCAGCGGCAGGAUGACCAGCAGGAUGAGCCCCCUCGUGCCAUCGGCUUCUUCCAGGCUUUCUGUCUGCCUGGUGUGCUACCUUACUCCCUGGCCUAUGCGUGUCUGAAGCUGGUCAACUACUCAUUCUUCUUCUGGCUUCCUUUCUACCUGAGCAACAACUUUGGCUGGGAGGAGACCCAGGCCGACCGCCUGUCUGUCUGGUAUGACGUGGGAGGCAUCAUCGGUGGAACAGUGCAGGGUGUGGUUUCUGACUAUAUGGGGAAGAGAGCCCCAGUGUUGGCCGUCAGUCUUCUGCUGGCUAUGGGAGCCCUGGUGGGCUACAGCCACUCACCCAACGACCAGGUGGUAAAUUCAGUGCUUCUGGCCACCACUGGCUUCUUCAUCGGCGGUCCAUCCAACAUGAUCAGCUCAGCCAUAUCUGCUGACUUGGGGAGACAGGAGGCUCUCAGGGGCAGUCAGGAUGCUCUGGCUACAGUUACAGGCAUAGUGGAUGGAUCUGGGAGUAUAGGGGCUGCUGGGGGACAGUACUUGGUGUCCCUAAUUGAGAGCAAGUUGGGCUGGAUGUGUGUUUUCUACUUCUUCAUAGUCAUGACAGGGGGCAGCAUUUUGUUCAUCACACCCCUGAUCUUCAGGGAGGUGCAAGCCAUGUGGAGAGACAGACAGGCGCUCAGCCACCAGUUGUGAGAGCUAGAACAUCUUCCUGCUUCAUCAUUUCUAUCCCCAACUCAUAAGGUGACAUGGUUGUCUGUUAGCUGUCCAACCCGCAACCAACACACUUCAGGGGACGUAGUGGUUAGUGCCACAGUUUUUUAGCAAGACUUAAUAAUGAGUAAGCAGACAAUCCUGUCUGUUCACUCACUGUAAAGUCCGUCCAGGUAAGAGUGUCACCUAAACACCUGGAAUGUAAAUGUAAAAUAUGAACAUAGAAAUUCCACUUGUACAAAGGCAGAGUUUUAGAUAUCGAUUUGAAGUGCCUGAUCGGAAGAGGCUAGGGGUUGAAUAUGGAAAAGACUGUGAGUAAGGCCAGCCUUUGGAUUCAAUCCACACAGGAGUGAUCACGGAAUGCACUAUUAUUUAUUAUUGAUGUAAUGAAUGUAAAUAUUUGACUGUUUUUUUUUUUAAUGUUGAUAUACUUGAGCAAAAUUAGGUGAAUGUGGCUUUUUACACUAGGGUCUUCAACCUAAAGAGUCAGGAAGUGACAGGGGAGGUUUGGGGGUUGCGUUGACCUAAAUAAUGUGAAAAAACUUAUUGUAUAUAAAUAUAUAUAUAUAAGCGACUAUAAAAUCUCCCUGUACAUAUGAAAUUUUUUUGUUUCUUGAAAUAAUAUCACACCAUUUAGGCUUCUUGAAAUGGACUCAGUCUGACAAAGAAAUGAGGGGAAAAUAAGCAUUUGAUACCUCUAGUCAUAUGAACUCAACUCUUAUUGCCACACCAGAGUUUAUUUAAAGCAAAAAAACUCUGUUAAACUGGUCCUGGGUUCGAACCCCAGGUUUCUCCAAACUUGGGGGUCAUCCUCUGUGUGGAGUUUGCAUGUUCUCCCCGUGUCUGUGUGAGUUUCUUCUGUGUACUCUGGUUUCCUCCCACAGUCCAAAGAAAUGUAGGUCAGAUGAAUCGGCCAUACUAAAUUGUCGCUAGGUGUGACUGUUGGCUCUGUGAUGGACUGGCAGCCUGUCCAGGGUGUCUCCCCGCCUGCCGCCCAAUGACUGCUGGGAUAGGCUCCAGCAUCCCAUGACCCCAAUUGGGAUAAGCGGCUUGGAUAAUGGAUGGAUGGAUGGAAACUCUAUAAAAAAGAAACAAAUUAAAUCCAUGUAGAGCAGCGGUUCCCAAACUUUUUAGGCAAUGCACCCCCUCCUACAUCCCGACCGGGUUGGUGCACCCCCAAUCACCCACACCGUCAAAGAAAACCGCAACAUAGCUCGUUCAUAGCCGCAUUAAAGGCAUCAAGUUUAAUUACGUACAAAUAAUCAGAACACACUAUUCAAGAGAUCACAACAAUGUGCUGUCACAUUUGUAUGAAACUGAAACUACACUAACAAAGUUUCAAUAAAUUGCAACAAAAAAAAAGUUGCACACAAGCCGCCACUUUUGAAGUGCACAGGGUGGGUGAGGCGAGGACACGUGCACAGGCUCAGAGGCUGAUAGGCCCAUCGUGAGAGAUGAUGGGGAAGAACGCUGUCAUAUUUUCAGCCGCAUUAAAAGGAAAAUUGCAUCAAGUUUAACUUAGAGUUAACCAUACAUAAUAUAGCAGCUACAGAAAUUAGACCAACAGUAAUUUGAAUCAAAUUGCAAUAAAGUUACACAUGAUGUACCACGUAAAGAACAGACUGACUCACGCGUAGGCUCAGAAAAUGAUUACAUCAUGACACCACCAUUACAUUUUUCCUCUCGGGGUGCGCACACUACACUUUGGGAAUCCCUGAUGUAGAGGGAAACAAAUCUGAGUACUGUAAAUCUGGGAAUGGUUAUCCACAAAUGUCAAUGCAGCAGUUUUGGUUUUAAAGGGAGUUUUAGAGUUUGGAUUAGUCUUAAUUUAUCCUGAUGUGAAGGUCUGUCAAUCGAUCCAAAAAUGCCUUCACCAGUGUUUGGUUUAUUUCAAUACAGUAGGUAUAGGUUAUUACUGAAUGCUAUCAGCUAUGGUGGUUAUGUAGGUCUCUGUGGUGGAGCCCAGUUUCUUUGGAAAAACCCUACUUUAUGUCUCUGUUGCAAAACAGGUGGGAAACUCUAAUGUCUGUACUUGGUUUCGCCGAGAAACUCCAAGCUGAACUGUUAAUAAAUGCACGCAACUUCUGCUUCUAUAUCCCAAGUACAAAAGGACUCUCAGUUUGAUGUCAGUCAGUCAAAACCUUGAUUUAGGGCGUCUGGUUAGCAUAGUGGUCUAUUCCGUUGCCUACGAACACGGGGAUCGCUGGAUCGAAUCCCUGGUACCUCCGGCUUGGUCGGGCGUCCCUACAGACACAUUUGGCCGUGUCUGCGGGUGGGAAGCCGGAUGUGGGUAUGUGUCCUGGUUGCUGCACUAGCACCUCCUCUGGUCGCUCAGGGUGCCUGUUCAAGGGGGAACUGGGGGGGAAUAGCGUGAUCCUCCCACGCGCUACAUCCCCCUGGUGAAACUCCUCACUAUAAGGUGAAAAGAAGCGGCCGGCGACUCCACAUGUAUCAGAGGAGGAAUGUGAUAGUCUGCAGCCCUCCCCGGAUUGGCAGAGGGGGUGGAGCAGUGACCGGAACAACUCGGAAGAGUGGGGUAAUUGGCCGGAUACAAUUGGGGAGAAAUAAAGGGGGGGGGGGAUCCCAAAACAAAAACGAUUUAAAAACUGACCUGUUCUUCUACAGGAGUCAUUAGAAGCUGUUCCUUGACCAGUUGUAUUAAGUGUAUUGUAGUCUUGAUUCGAGACACUAUAAAGCCUUGUAAUUGGGAGGGCAGGGUCCUCUCUAUUCUGUACAUGUAACGCUGACCUGUCAAUCAUUCUACCUUCACCUUCUGCUCACUGGAACAUGAAGCUGUCUUCUUAUUAGAAGUCACAAAGAAUCCUGCUGAACACAUUCAGACACACGCACGGUCUCACAAUUUAUCCUCUGCCCCAUCCUGGUUGCUCACAUAUCUGCCUUUUAGCGUAUACAAGGAAACACCAGCCUUUAAAUAUCAUAGCAUGAAAAUAGUGUGGUCACAGGUCACAUUUCUUAUCAGUCUGUAGCAGAAACUACACUUGUUUACUUGAUUCUUCAAGGGUGGUAGUUUGUUGGAAGAACAUUUCACUGUAAAUCUGACCUGAUAAUUUUCAAUCAUGUUGUGUUUGAUAACAUUUGUUACUGGAAAUACUUGUAUUGGUGUGUGACCUCUCAGAGAUGAGGUGGGAAAUUACCGAGUACCACCAUCCAUAUGAUUGUAAACAUUUUGCCACGCCUUGUGAGUUUUAUUCACUCCACCAGCUGCUUUGUUAGGGAACCAACUGUUGCUCAGAGGUCGUAUGGAAAUGUAAAAAUCGAGUUAUCUGCUAGAAUAGUGAAAGUGGUGGAUUUCAGCAAGUUUCUAGACUGUGCCAGUUGGACGGAAGAGGUAAUCCUCUGUUCUGGAUGUAGAUUGAUGGACUAUUUCAAGUGCUUUGGAGAAUUUUUAUUGUUCUCACAAUCACUUAUAUGAGACGGGGGGGGGGGGGGGGGUCCUUAUGCUGGGACUGGAGACAGCUUUGUAAAAGUGGAGCAAUGGUAUUGAAGAUAGGACUUGUAUCUCUGCCAUCUUGAGAAGUGCCAAGCUGACGAAAUGGACUGUAUAUAAUGUAUAUGAUUGUAUGACUCAAUCUGUGGUGUAUGUUUUUAUUUGCUUUUUAUUUAUGUUCACUCUCCCGAGUUUUAAUUAUUGUGAAUGUGAUUCCUGUUUUGAAUAAAAGCAAAAUUACCUUUUGAUAACUUUUGCUCUUAUCACUUGGA